Molecule: messenger RNA, 2699 nt
Organism: Paramecium octaurelia
Lineage: Eukaryota; Ciliophora; Oligohymenophorea; Peniculida; Parameciidae
Source: the annotation of a GenBank genome assembly
AGGAUAUGUAAAAUUCUCCCAAAGAAAAUCCUCUUAUUGGUAACUAUGAUGAUUUAGUCAAUAAUUUAGAUACAGGAAGCAUCGUUUAGGAAAUUUAUAGGGAGGAAUAUGUUCCAGUUUAAUAGAUUUAAAGAAGAGAGGAGGAUGCAGUAUUUAUUGAUGAAAACCCUUAAAAUGUUUUGGAGAAACUCAUGAAGCUCAAGGAUUGCCAUUACAAAGAGAGGUAAAAUAGAUGGUAAAGAUAGACUGGCAUUUACGAAAAGAUUAGGGGAACUGUUAACAUGGAUAGGAGAUUCUUCAAUUGAUAAUUUAAAUACAAUCAUUCAGUAGAUAGUAUACAUCUGGUUUUAAUGGGUAGUUAGAAGAUGCUGAUGAAAUUAAGAAAAAUUUUAUAGCCCAAUUAGAGUAAAUCUGUGUUCUUUUGAAAACUAAAUAAAAUAGUUAAGAGCUCAUCAAACAACAUGUUGUGAAAGCUUUGCAGGAAUUAUUAAAAUCUAAUAAUUUUGAUGUAAUGAAUUGAUUCAAAAUAAGAUCAAAGAGUAAGCCGGAAACUCUAUAAGUAUAGUGGCCAAAGAAUUAAAUGAAAGAGACAGAGGAAAUCUCAUUCUAACCUAAGUGAUUCAGAUGGCCCAUGAUGACAAUAAUGAUGAGAAUGUGAUGAUUGCCGUUAAAGUUAAUGCCAUCAAUUAUUUUUUAGCUAUUUGGUUAAUUGGCUGCAGAUUUUGGACCAGAAUUAUCGGAAUCCUUCAUCGCAUUGGAAAUUUUAUCCAAGGGAGAUGAUGCCAAAUAACCAAUACGCAAAGAGGCCGUACUUCAAUUAGCCAACAUUGCUAAAGUGCUCUCUAAAGAUUUUAUCAAACAUAGACUCAUCCCAUUUUUUUCUAAGUAAAUUUCAGUUUGAAUAAAAAAGGAAAACCGAAGAAAGAACCUGGUAAACAAGAAAGGCCUGUCUUGAUAUUAUAGUUAAAUUAGCUGAAUAGACAGACACAGAAAAUUUUGAUUUGAUCACAGGAAGAUUACUUGCUUUAUUAGAGUAUAAUUCAAUUAAUAAAAAGUGAUCAAAACAAAUGGGUCAAACAGCAUGCAUAUAAAUAAUUAGGCAAAUACAUAUCAAUUAUCACAAGAUAAGAAAAUAUCAAUGAUAAACUCUUAGAAUUCUAUUUGAAAAUGAAUGAUUCUGAUAUUAGAGAACUAGGAAUUGAUAAUGAAGUAAACCCAUUUUAUAUUUCAUAGAUCGUCAUUGAAUGUGCAUUGUAUUUCCCAGCCGUGCUCUAAGUCUACACUGAUAAAAAGUGGCCUCAACUUAGCAAAUUAUUUAUGAAAUUGAUUAAUCACAAGGAUAAGGUAUACAUAUAUACAAUAUUUCUUUGAGAGUCAAAAAACCUUUGGCUUGUAGUAUUCAUGUUUUAGCUAAAUUGUUGGGACCCUAACAAGCUUACUCAGAAUUACUUAAAGUCUUAGAGUAAUUGCUUUAGGAUCCAAAUGAUGAAAUCAAACAUGGUGCAGUUGAGAACCUAGGCUUAUUUUUUGAUGCUAUCGAAGAAUCUAAAAGAGCAUCUCUUAUUGAUAUCUUAUUGAUUAUUUAGAAGGACUAAAAGAAAUGGAGAAUCAGAGAACUAAUUGCUAAAUAAAUUUCUCACCUUGCCUAAGUCUUUGAUGUUGAAACUGUAUUUUCUAUUAUACUACCAGUUUCAACUAAAUUGUGCAAUGAUAAUGUGUUUGCUGUUAGAAAAGCUGUAAAUAUUAUUUAAUGAGAAUUUUAGGCUGCAAAACAAAUCUUUGAACUUUAUGAUAAAUUUUAGAAAAGUCAAAAUGAACUAUACUUCAAUGUAUUGAAGUAGAACAUUUUAGGUUUUGCAAACAGUAAUAUGUUCAAUUAAAGAUAAAGGUAUUUAAUUCUUUCAUUAUUAGUUUUGUCAUUAUGUGUGAAAAACUUAUGAAAUUUGAACAAUUUCAAGUUGACUUUCUUGAAGCUUUCAUUAAUUUGGGUUAGGACCCCAUCAAAAAUGUUAGAAUUACAGUCGCAAAAGUACUUCAAAAACAUUUGUUUAAAUCAAAAUAAUAAGCAAAUGAAGGAUUGUUCAGAGACUAAACUUCAAUUUAAACGCUUUGGAAUUUGUUAAUUAAAGAUAAAGUAGUUUUUAACUCCUUAGAUAAUAAGAAAUAUCCAAAUUCAAAGUAAAAAAUUGUUGUUAUUUAGUUUGCAAAAAUCUCAAUAAGUCUAAUUGACAUAAAGUUAAAUUAAAUUUCAAAAAACUGAAUAAUAAGAAUAGUAAUAAUAAUAAGAGAUAUAAUAAUAAUAAUAAGAACAAUAAUACUAAGAAUAAGAAUAGGAAUAAAAUUUAUCUAAUUAGGAAUAAAGUUUAAAUACCUCAGUUCCUGAAGAAAAUCAAAAUAAAGAAAUAAUGGUUUUAGAAGAAUAAUUUGAAAAGAGCAAUUAAAUUGAUCAAAACAAUACCAAUGUUGAAAUUAAUUAAGAAGAGCAAAUUACUCAAACUAUCGAUAACAACGAAAUUGAUAUUAAGUAACAUACUUAAGAAGAAACUUAAGAAACUCAAAUUCAAAUGGAGUCAGAGAUUAAUGAGAAAUAAUAAGAUGAUUAAACCUAAUAAGAAAAACAAUAAAAUGAAGAAACGGAAAUUUAAGAGGAUUUCUAAAAUAUUCAAAAGAAUGACGAAAAAGAAAUAGAGUAAGAAUGA